GCCGGCCGCCGUGUGGCGGGGCUGGCGGGGCAGCCAUGGAGGCCGCGGCGCGGAGGCGGCAGCUCCCGGGAGCGGCGGGCGGCCCGGGCCCCUCGUUCCUGCAGGCCAGGCACGCUUCCACCAAGGCCGAUGACGUAGACCGCCCGGCCCCGUUCCACCUCGACCUCUGGGCUUACUUCACACUGCAGAACUGGGUUCUGGACUUCGGCCGCCCCAUCGCCAUGCUGGCCUUCCCCCUGGAAUGGUUCCCACUCAACAAGCCCAGCGUCGGGGACUACUUCCACAUGGCCUACAACGUCAUCACACCCUUCCUGCUGCUCAAGCUCAUCGAGCGGUCUCCCCGCACGCUGCCACGCUCCCUCAUCUACAUCAGCAUCAUAACCUUCAUCAUGGGCGCCAGCAUCCACCUGGUGGGCGACUCGGUCAACCACCGGCUGCUCUUCAGCGGUUACCAACAUCACCUGUCGGUCCGCGAGAACCCCAUCAUCAAGAACCUCAAACCUGAGACGCUGAUCGACUCCUUCGAGCUGCUCUACUACUAUGACGAGUACCUGGGUCACUCCAUGUGGUACGUCCCCUUCUUCCUCAUCCUCUUCAUGUACUUCAGCGGCUGCUUCACCGCCUGCAGAGCCCACAGCUCCCUGCCCGGGCCGGCGCUGCUGCUGCUGGGGCCCAGCAGCCUAUACUACUGGUACCUGGUGACUGAGGGCCAGAUCUUCAUCCUCUUCAUCUUCACCUUCUUCGCCAUGCUGGCGCUGGUGCUGCACCAGCAGCGGAAGCGCCUCUUCCUGGACAGCAACGGCCUCUUCCUCUUCUACUCCUUCGGCCUCACCCUGACGCUGGUGGCGCUCUGGGUGGCCUGGCUGUGGAAUGACCCCGUCCUCAGGAAGAAGUACCCAGGGGUCAUUUAUGUGCCCGAGCCCUGGGCCUUCUACACCCUGCAUGUCGGCAGUCAGCACUGACCCCCGGGGACUCGGCGAAGCUCGCGGAGCGCGUGGUGGAAAGAUGGGUUUAUUUUGAUGCAAGAAAGAAGAAAAAAAGAUUUUUGAAAUCCAUGCAUAUUUUUUCAUAAUACACAUUUU
Ochotona curzoniae (black-lipped pika) is the source of this 1082-nucleotide messenger RNA. RefSeq names its product CLN6 transmembrane ER protein (gene CLN6). Bases 36 to 962 code for a protein of 308 amino acids. The transcript is spliced from 7 exons. The record is from RefSeq and is a predicted model, not a curated record. NCBI's taxonomy places the organism in Eukaryota, Metazoa, Chordata, Mammalia, Lagomorpha, Ochotonidae.